AUGCAUGGCCGAAUCCUCGGCUACCAUGCUGGGUGUCUUGCACUCACUGCGCUGCCCUCUGGCGCCUUUUUGCGCGCCACGGAAUACUCGUUCGAACCGGAUGUAUCUGAAGAAGAGAGGCGCCGUGUGUGGGCUCUUUCUCUUCUCGCAGAUAGGAUGAGCAAUAUGCACUUGCGUCUGCCGAUGGAACUUCGACUGCUUGUUGCACAGAACCUUGUUCGUGAAUGUGCGAUUGCUGCAUCCCAGCAGGCGUGGGAUGCACGAUGGAGUCGAGACUGUGACGUCGACAUUUCGUUGGAAAUCUGGGCCGACUGUGUCUACAUCGAGGGCCUACAGUACAUUUCGUAUGUGUCGAAUCAAGCGAGUCAGACAUCUACAGCCCGUCGGAUUCGGAGUGCCGAAUCGCCUCCUGCUACAGUCCUGCACGUCCUGGAGGAUCACCUAGGCAUUAGAGAGUUGGUAUUUGGUGCAACACAAGAGUCUAGGCCAAGUAUGCGACCCGCACGAGGCCUCUGGUGGCGGACUGUCCCUCUCGUUUCCGGAAGAGUCAAGAUAGAAUCCGACGGUCUGAAGCUUCGCCGUGUCGUGUCGACAGCGGCCGUCUCCACCAAGUUAUGGCGUCUACCGAUGACAGAACCCGAGUUCCGGGACCUUACUUUUUUCAACCAUGAUCCGAAUUCAGGCCCCAAACUGAACGCCUUUCGGAUGGUCCCUCUAGACCUCAAUGCCCCUGACGUGGUGGGGUACUCUGCAUGCUGGUCCGGCAAACUGAUGAUGCUGCACGCACACAAGGCUGGUGAGAAUUUGUCAUUCUACAAAGACUUGUUGGCAGCCUAUGGUCGCGCUGUCUGGAUAUAUUUACCAAUGAGUUCUGGGGAACGCAUCUUGGAGAUAUGGGGUCGUCGUGGUAGGUUGGAUGGCCAUAUGGGGCUAUUGAUGAGGACAAACAAGGCAAGACAGACCGUAAUCGCUUGGACGCAGCUAUGCGCACUUCCAGAAGGACCCAGCCGCCUUUUCCUCAGCCACUCACGUCUGGGGGUCCAUCUGCUGGGUACCAAGGACGUGGGCAAUCCGAAUGCUACCUUGUCGAUGCCUUCACCAAUGUCAUGUCCAAAAACGCAUGGAAUUGUCGAAUACUUCUACUCUGCUGCGUCUCUCGAGGAUGUAGUAGAGGUCACGCCAUGCGAGAUCAAGUUGGCGACCCAUUCGCAUAUGAGCGGAUUGAUUUUUCAGUAUGCAAAUGGGGAGCGGGCAUGCGUUGGUGAAAUCCGACUGGAUUGUCUUGGUGAACCUCUUCUGGUGCAACCUAAGAGCAGGCUUCACCUCGCCUUCAAACGGGAUCGUUCCGUCGGGCCAUAUGCAACAAGGUUAUGGCUCGACAACACUCUUGACGAUGGGUCUCCUGAGUGGUUCUCUUUGCCCUGGACUGGCGUAAUUGAGUGGUGGUUUUCUUAUGGGCGGUAUUCUCAUGGACAUUGCAAGGUAUACUAUCAAGGCAGAGAGAGCCCUUUAUUGUUUAACAUGUAG
Fusarium vanettenii 77-13-4 is the source of this 1527-nucleotide messenger RNA. RefSeq lists its product as uncharacterized. The record is from RefSeq and is a predicted model, not a curated record. NCBI's taxonomy places the organism in Eukaryota, Fungi, Ascomycota, Sordariomycetes, Hypocreales, Nectriaceae. The coding region runs from base 1 to 1527 and encodes 508 amino acids. The transcript is spliced from 5 exons.